AUGGUUUCGAGAAUUUUGUGUCUCGCGAUGGUUGUGGCGGUUGCCAGCAGUGCAACGUGGCGUGGGAAGUUACCACCUAAACCAGUACAUCUUGCACACAAAGAAGGGUGCUACGUGAAAGAGAUUGGCGAUGUGAUAAAUUUUGGCGAAACAGUGUCUCCUGUGGGCUAUUGCUACAGGAUAGAAUGCGAGCGAAGCCAAGUACAUUAUGCUUCAUGUGGCGACAUAUCCUUCUCUGAUUCACCAAACUGCUACAUAACUGACAUAGACCUGAGCAGAAGUUAUCCUGACUGCUGUCCAGAUAUCAAAUGUGAUUUCGACAAUAAUCUUAUUUAG
Leptosia nina is the source of this 336-nucleotide messenger RNA. NCBI's taxonomy places the organism in Eukaryota, Metazoa, Arthropoda, Insecta, Lepidoptera, Pieridae. The record is from the annotation of a GenBank genome assembly.